This is a messenger RNA of Gadus chalcogrammus (walleye pollock), 2112 nucleotides long. It is a transcript of the gene clpb, whose product is annotated as ClpB family mitochondrial disaggregase. Gene Ontology annotation, molecular function: protein binding; ATP binding; ATP hydrolysis activity. Lineage: Eukaryota; Metazoa; Chordata; Actinopteri; Gadiformes; Gadidae. The record is from RefSeq and is a predicted model, not a curated record. Bases 173 to 2092 code for a protein of 639 amino acids. Gene Ontology annotation, cellular component: mitochondrion; cytoplasm. Gene Ontology annotation, biological process: cellular response to heat. The transcript has 14 exons.
CGUUCUAGUCACAUCCAGCGUUGCAUUGUCGUUGUUUUCGUUUCGCUGAUGGUGUUUUGGUCUUCAACCUGGGUUCAUCCUAAAUGACGGGGAAAUAACAUCCGUGUACCUGCCGUUUUGGUGUGAUUCUAUUGACAUAUUACUAUUACCGCCCACCGGUGAGUUUAUCGCCAUGUUGACAUCAGUUCCUAGCAGGCUAUUUAUCCGAAGGUCGCGUAGCCUUUCACCAUGUAGCCGGGUACUUCAGACGAGUACAAGUGAUCGCAAAAGCCAAGGCCUAGGGAAAACAACUGACGCUAAUCGUAACCCCAUCGUUUCUACCUCCCGCGUCUCAAGAAAAGCUAUCCUUGCCGAAGAGCCUAAAAAUGCUAAUGUUAACCCGGUGGUGCAGUACCACCACAUUGCCACAAGGUGGCUCUCAAACCUUGAGAACCGCCGUGGUUCUUGGGCAGCCUUGGCCAGCAGUGGGCGCAAUAACAGCCAAUACUGGGAGCAGAGUGGACGAGAUGGCGGAGGACAAGGUCAGGGCAAAAGUGGGGGACUUAACCCAUAUGGCUUGGCCUCUGCCGGCGUAUUGUCUGCUGCAGCUGUGGCCUUUUGUCUGAAGAAAGACUCUGAUAACAAAGGUGAUGCACUUUUAGAGGCAGCAAGGACCAAUAACUCCCAAGAUGUUACCAGGUUGCUGCAGGAGGGAGUGGACCCCAACCACCGUCACCGUCUGGGCUGGACCGCUGUCAUGGUCGCAGCCAUGAACCGCCAACACAGUGUUGUGAAGGUCCUGCUGGACGCUGGGGCUGACCCCAAUGCUGGAGACGAUUUCAACAAUGUUUACGACACAUCACGGGAGAAAGGCAUCCACUCGCUAGAAGUGCUGGUGUCCAGGGAGGAUGAGUUCAGCAGCAGGCUGAGCAGCAGAGCUGGGUUCAGGGGCUGCACGGCCCUUCACUACGCCACGCUGGCCGACGACCUCCGCACUGUCUCCAUGCUGCUGGAGGCUGGUGCCAACCCCCUGCAGACCAACGGUUUGGGACAUGCUCCGCGCUCCUACGCCAAGGAGGGAGAGCUGCACAAAGUCCUGCAGGAGUGGGAGGGCAAGGUACAACACACACACACACGCACACACACAAUUACCUGCCUGCUUCUCUCAUCGUCGCUGUGCGUUGAUUUAUCUGCAGGAAAGACGGAGUUGGCCAAACAGGUGGCUCGUUACAUGCACAAGGAUAUCAAAAAGGGUUUCAUCCGCAUGGACAUGUCCGAGUUCCAGGAGAAACACGAGGUGGCCAAGUUCAUCGGCUCCCCUCCCGGCUACGUGGGCCACGAGGAGGGCGGUCAGCUCACCAAGCAGCUGAAGGCCUACCCCAACGCCGUGGUCCUGUUCGACGAGGUGGACAAGGCCCACCCCGACGUGCUCACCAUCAUGUUACAGCUCUUUGACGAGGGCCGUCUGACGGACGGCAAGGGGAAGACCAUCGAAUGUAAGGACGCCAUCUUCAUCAUGACCUCCAACGUGGCGAGCGACGAGAUCGGCGAGCACGGCGUGCAGCUGCGGCAGGAAGCGGAGAAGCUCAGCCGCAGGAAGCUGGCGGACAACCUGGAUGAUGUCCAGAAGAUCGAUGACAUCAAGAUCUCCAGACAGUUUAAGGACUCUGUGAUCCGGCCCAUUCUAAAAGCCCAUUUCCGAAGGGACGAGUUUCUGGGGAGGAUCAAUGAGAUCGUCUACUUCCUGCCCUUCUGUCACUCCGAGCUUCUGCAGCUGGUCAGCAAGGAACUACAGUUCUGGGCCAAAAAGGCGAAGCAGCGGCACGGCAUCACUCUGCAGUGGGACCGUCCUGUUCUGGACCUGCUGGCUGGGGGCUACAACAUGCACUACGGGGCCCGCUCCAUCAAACACGAGGUGGAGCGGCGGGUGGUUAACCAAUUAGCCGCUGCAUACGAGCAGGAGCUGCUGCCGAAGGGCUGCACCCUGCGGCUGAUUGUCCAAUCAGACGGUCAGGAGGAGCCGCACCCGCCCAGCCUGCGUCUGGAGGUGGUGGGAGAGGACAGCUCAGCCAGGACCCUGGACAUCCGACCUCCACUCAGCCCCGAGCACUAGGACCACACACACACACACAC